This is a messenger RNA of Octopus sinensis (East Asian common octopus), 1761 nucleotides long. Its product is annotated as probable D-lactate dehydrogenase, mitochondrial. Gene Ontology annotation, biological process: lactate catabolic process. The record is from RefSeq and is a predicted model, not a curated record. NCBI's taxonomy places the organism in Eukaryota, Metazoa, Mollusca, Cephalopoda, Octopoda, Octopodidae. The transcript is spliced from 13 exons. Gene Ontology annotation, molecular function: FAD binding; D-lactate dehydrogenase (cytochrome) activity; D-lactate dehydrogenase (NAD+) activity. Bases 212 to 1690 code for a protein of 492 amino acids. Gene Ontology annotation, cellular component: mitochondrion.
CAAAUUGUUGGCUAAAACAGGCAGUUGGCUAAGAUAACCAAAUGUGAAGAAGCAAACAUUUCACUCCAGGUCCUGUGGUGGGCGUCAAGACUUGUUUUCGUCACUGAUUAUCUCCCCUGCGCAGUUUUUGUCCUUGACUUUGUUUAUUCUGAAACAGAUCCAAGACAUUUAAUUUACCAUCUCGUCUCAGUGAAUUAGAAACUUUUCAAAAAUGGCCUUCAGAGUUCUCAGGUUGGGAAGAAUUCUGUCCCAUUCCGGUGCCAUGAGCAGAUGUUUGACAACGGUACCUAAUAGUCAAAAGCAACUACCAGACAGUGUUGUGGAAGAUCUUCGCUCUAUAGUCGGCAAAGAAAAUGUGAGCAUAGCACUUGCUGUUCGAGAACAACACGGACACGAUGAAUCUUACCAUAAGUGCUUCCCACCGGAUGUAGUUACCUUUGCUAAUAGUACAGAAGAGGUUAGUGCUAUUGCCAAAUACUGUAAUAACCAACGAAUACCUCUCAUACCUUUUGGUUCUGGAACUGGCCUGGAAGGUGGAGUAAAUGCCACAGUGGGUGGUGUGUGUGUAGACUUGAGCAAAAUGACAGAAAUCCUUGACCUACACCAAGAGGACUUUGAUGUAACAGUUGAGUGUGGAGUUACUCGUAGAACAUUAAACUCUUACCUAAGAGAUACUGGGCUUUGGUUCCCGAUUGAUCCUGGUGCCGAUGCAUCCUUGUGUGGAAUGUGUGCUACAAGUGCUUCUGGUACAAAUGCCGUCCGUUAUGGCACCAUGAGAGAGAAUGUCCUGAACUUGGAAGUGGUCUUAGCUGACGGCCGAAUCGUCAACACAGCUGGGAAACAGAGACGCAUGAAAAAGACAUCUGCUGGUUAUAACCUAACAAAUUUGUUUAUUGGAAGUGAAGGAACUCUGGGAAUUAUCACAAAAGCUACUUUGAAAUUGUAUGGACAACCUGAAAAGACUAUUUCGGCUGUUUGCCAUUUUCCCUCUGUGCAAGCAGCAGUAGACACGACAGUGAUGACUUUGCAGUGUGGUAUUCCCAUUGCAAGAAUAGAAUUCAUGGAUGAUGUUAUGAUUGAUGCCUGCAACAAAUUCAGUAAUCUCUCACUAAAUGUGGCGCCAACACUUUUCCUGGAGUUCCAUGGUGCUGCAGAAUCACUGGACAGUCAAGUGGAAACAGUCUGUGAAAUCGCCAAAUCUAACGAAGGUUCUGACUUUACGUGGGCUACAGAUGCUGAUGAAAGAAACAAGUUAUGGAGGGCUCGGCACGACAUGUUGUAUGCAUGCCUAGCUCUCCGGCCUGGCUCAAAGGCCUAUAGUACAGAUGUGUGUGUACCAAUUUCCCACCUGCCAGAAAUAAUAGUUGAAACUAAAAAAGACAUAGAAGAAUCAGGAAUGACAGGUUUUAUUGUUGGUCAUGUUGGUGAUGGAAAUUUCCAUAUUGCGCUUACUUUUGACCCCAAUGAUCAAAACGAAUUCAGAAUGGUAAACGAACUUGCCAAUAAAGUAAAUAAGAGAGCUUUGGAACUCAAUGGCACAUGCACUGGAGAGCAUGGAAUUGGUCUUGGUAAACGGAAGUUAUUGACUCAAGAACUUGAUGAGAACACCAUUCAGGUGAUGAAGGAAAUGAAAAAAGCAUUAGAUCCCAACAACAUCUUGAAUCCUUCAAAAGUGUUGUUUCCAUCUUAAAUAGUUUAUGUCUGGAAAAAAACCCAAAGGUUUUUUUAUAUUUAUUCCUGAAGUUACACUUUGUUAACUAC